GGCAAAGAAAAAAUGGCUUCCCAUUUUAAAAAAGGUAAUUUAACUUCACCAUCUUUGUCUUAUUUCAUUUUUGACAUUUAUGAGGAUGUUGGAUCAUUGAGAUAUUUUUAUUUUAUGUUAACUGCAGUGUUUUACCUUGUUAUUGUUCUUAUCAACACUUCUCUGAUUGUGGUUAUCUGUGUGAACAGAAGCUUACAUGAACCUAUGUACAUUUUUCUGUGCAGCCUGUUUGUAAAUGAACUGUAUGGUAGUACAGGGUUGUUUCCAUUUCUUCUGGUUCAGAUCCUCUCUGACAUUCAUACUAUUUCUGUUUCUUUGUGUUUCCUGCAGAUUUUCUGUUUGUAUACUUAUGCAAAUAUAGAAUUUUGUAAUUUAGCCGUCAUGUCUUAUGACAGAUAUCUUGCUAUCUGUUGUCCUCUACAAUAUAACACACGUAUGACAUUUAACAAAGCAGUUAUCUUUAUUAUUGUUGUCUGGUUGUAUUCUUUUGUCAAUGUCCUGAUUCCUCUAUCCUUAAACAUCCGUUUGACAUUUUGUGGAAACAUCAUGAACAGUUUGUGUUGUCAUAACUACCUUGUUGCAAAGUUGGCCUGUUCUGACAUCAAAGUGAAUAAUAUUUAUGGACUCUUUGGUACUGUUCUCACCAUCUUAGUCCCUCUGCUUCCAAUCCUUUUCUCCUACAUGAAGAUUCUCAAAGUGUGUUUUUCUGGCUCCAAACAGACAAGACAGAAAGCUGUCAGCACCUGCACACCUCACCUCGCUUCUCUGCUCAACUUUUCUUUUGGCUGCAGCUUUGUAACCAUUCAGAGUAGAUUUGAUAUGAGCAGUGUACCCACUGAGCUACGUAUUAUUCUGUCUCUGUAUUUUCUCAUCAUACAGCCACUUUUAAGUCCUAUCAUGUUUGGAUUGCAAAUGUCUAAAAUACAGAAUAUAUGUAAAAAUGUCCUCUGUUCUAAAAUGUUGACUUUUCCAAGAGAUAAAAUGUUGAUUGUAUGAAGUGGCAGUAAAUUGUGUUUAUAUGCCUGAAAGGAAAUCAUAAACAAGUAAAGAGAUAAAUACUCAUCAGUUCUUAUGUGUUUUAUUACAACUUCCCAAGCCUAUGAUGGUGUUAAACUGUUGUAUUAACACAGUCAACUUUUAUUAUAUUUUAAAUCUGUAUC
Messenger RNA from Centropristis striata (black sea bass), 1160 nucleotides. RefSeq names its product olfactory receptor 2A14-like. Gene Ontology annotation, molecular function: G protein-coupled receptor activity; olfactory receptor activity. The transcript has a single exon. Gene Ontology annotation, biological process: G protein-coupled receptor signaling pathway. NCBI's taxonomy places the organism in Eukaryota, Metazoa, Chordata, Actinopteri, Perciformes, Serranidae. Gene Ontology annotation, cellular component: membrane. Bases 13 to 996 code for a protein of 327 amino acids. The record is from RefSeq and is a predicted model, not a curated record.